AUGUCAGCUCGAAAGGUUUAUGAAGGGAAGAGUGGGUCGGUGGACACAGUUCUGCUAUCUGUGGAGGACUGGCAGGGGAACUCAAAGCCUUCAACUUCCGCAUGGGUCUUCCAGCUCGUCUGCGUGCAGACGGCCCUGCGCCUUCUCCUGAUGCCACAGGAGCCACUGUACGCUUACCUGUUUCAGAAAAAGGAAGAGGAGAUGAGGAGAGUAAAAGAAGAAGAGGAAGAGGAGGAAGGCUUACAUUUUCUGCUCCUGCAUCUCAGUCAGGACCGGCCAUCUCUGUCAAGAGGACGUGAGCUUCCUAGGAACACAGCCCAAAGGCCCCACUGCCACCCCAGCCCGGACCUCCAGCAGCGCUCCUCGCCCCAGCUUCUGAACUGUGAGCUUUUCUCAUCCCUGUCCCAAACAAUCCUUUCAAAGCCAUGGGAGAAAUCCCACUGCCUCUCCCACUUCACAGCCACAAGGCAGCCUGGUCCUGACUCAGCAGAGAGACCGCAUGGGAGACUUGAAGGAAGCAGGGUACAAACAGGGGCCAUCUUGGCCUAUCAUCUCCCUAAAGCCACAGGAAUCAUGGGUGCCGGAAGUGGACGGCUGCAGCUCUUGGGCAGAAUUUCACAAACACACUUAGCACCCAACCCUGCUUCUGUUCAGAGACUUCUCAAAAGCCAAGCCUCCCGUACACAGUGCAGCGUGUUUUACCCCUGGGGAGCCAGGCGGCAGUCUUCCUGGCCUAUAUCAUACAAUGAGCUCUUUCUGGAGAAGACUCUGACCGUGGCCACCGGAACUGGGCCACUGGGCUAGCGAGAGCGGCAGCUCACUCAGCGAAAGCAUGCACAGACCUAGGUCGCAGUAUGAAAAUGGCCUUCUGCACCUCAUUUUAACCGAUUCCCUGUCCGUUCAGGGACUGUCAUAAUAGCCCCACAAUUAAGGACGUGUUUACCAGCCAAGCCACUUACCUGAAAUACUCAGUGGUUGCUGUUCUCUCCCUGUCUGAAGUUUAUUUAUGAGAAAGAAAGACUUGGCCUGAGGAUAAAAAUAAAGCAGCAGCACUCAACUGAAUUUGCUGCUCUU
Messenger RNA from Fukomys damarensis (Damara mole-rat), 1074 nucleotides. RefSeq lists its product as uncharacterized. The coding region runs from base 1 to 804 and encodes 267 amino acids. Lineage: Eukaryota; Metazoa; Chordata; Mammalia; Rodentia; Bathyergidae. The record is from RefSeq and is a predicted model, not a curated record. The transcript is spliced from 3 exons.